Angiostrongylus costaricensis is the source of this 384-nucleotide messenger RNA. NCBI's taxonomy places the organism in Eukaryota, Metazoa, Nematoda, Chromadorea, Rhabditida, Metastrongylidae. The record is from the annotation of a GenBank genome assembly.
AUGAGUAAUCCGUUAUUUGCAAUAUCCGCGCCGAAGAAACUUCGAGAAACGACGACUGUGCUGAAAAUCCUCAAGAAAAACGCCGGUCAUCUACAAACACUCUAUGACGUCCGCGCUACUCUACUCGACAUUCUUAAGUACCAGCCGGCGUCAAAUUUCACCGAUCGAAGCUUUAUGCAAAUGAAAGGUGAAUACGGAACAUCACUUCUGCGGCAACAGUCAAACGUGGAGAGGACGUGUAAAAACCUACCAAUUCCGAUGCAGUACUGCACAUGCCAAUAUCCCAAAGAGACCAUAAACAGGUUAUUUUUCUUCUUAAAUGCCAGAGUACGCAAGACGAUACAAGAUAUAGACGUCAAUAACUGUCGCAGCUACGGGAAAUAA